Messenger RNA from Momordica charantia (bitter melon), 1980 nucleotides. Its product is annotated as wall-associated receptor kinase-like 1. NCBI's taxonomy places the organism in Eukaryota, Viridiplantae, Streptophyta, Magnoliopsida, Cucurbitales, Cucurbitaceae. Gene Ontology annotation, biological process: protein phosphorylation; cell surface receptor signaling pathway. Gene Ontology annotation, cellular component: plasma membrane. Gene Ontology annotation, molecular function: protein serine/threonine kinase activity; ATP binding. The record is from RefSeq and is a predicted model, not a curated record.
UGUGGCAGCAAAAACAAGCAUCUAAAAGAUGGCAGCAAUUUUUUCUUCAUGUCAUGCUCUUCCUCUAAUCAUCCUCUUCCUAAUUUCUCUCUUUCCCUAUCAAUCCUUUUCCCAACAGUCGUAUUUGGGAAAGGAGACGAGCUGUUCUAUCAACAACAAUUCGACGCCACAAGAAUACGUGUGGUCAUGUUCAUGUUUUGGUCAUUCCUAUCAAUAUAUCAUCGACUACACUAUUAAAAGUGGUGAUAGUUAUGAAAAGAUAGCGUAUGAUAUUUUUCAAGGCUUGACGAGCUGUUCGGCGUUGAAAAAUAAGAACGACGACUAUCCCCUUAAUAGUACUGCAGCGAUAGGCAGAAGGCUCGAAGUUCCACUGCGAUGUGCUUGUCCUACCAAAGCUCAAAAUGCUAGUAGGAUUGACAACUUGGUUGUGUAUAUGCUGCAACUAAAUGAGACCAUUGGAUCCGUGGCGAGGGCUUUUGGGGUUGAGGAGAAAAGCGUGUUGGAAGCGAAUAUGCUUUCAAAUUGGAGCCACAUAUAUCCAUUUACGCCUAUUUUGGUUCCAUUGGGUAAAGAUGACACUUGCAGAAUAUAUCCUUACGGCGAUUGCAGCUCUAACUCCAAUUCGUACCUUCUUCCAUUUAUUUUCCUAUACCUGGUCACGAUUCCAAUAGGUGGUCUAAUAACAUUAGCAUGUUGUUUCUUUUGCGGAUGCAAAGGAAAUCAACUACUUCUCAAGAAAAGAAGACGCAAACUUUAUAAGAAAAAGUUUUUCAAACAAAAUGGUGGCUUCUUAUUGCAGCAGAAGCUACUUGAAGAUAGUGAAAGAGUAAAAGUGUUUACAGAGGAAGAACUUGAACAAGCAACAGAUAACUACAGUGACAGUAGAUUACUUGGUCAAGGAGGAUAUGGCACGGUUUAUAAAGGGAUGCUCCGUGAUAACACUACUGUUGCAAUCAAAAGGUCAAAGCAAAUCGAGACAAGCUGGAUCGAACAGUUCAUCAAUGAAGUAAUUGUCCUUUCUCAAAUUAACCACAGAAAUAUUGUUAGGCUUCUGGGUUGUUGUUUAGAAACUGAGUUUCCGUUGUUAGUUUAUGAAUUUGUUCCUAAUGGGACGCUUUCGCACCAUAUUCACGAGGAAAAUCUUGAAGAUUCACCUCUUUCAUGGGAAGCUCGUCUUAGAAUCGCUUCUGAAGUUGCAGGAGCUAUAUCUUACAUGCAUUCUGCUGCUUCAAUUCCUAUCUAUCACAGAGAUAUCAAAUCUUUAAACAUACUUUUGGAUGAUAACUUUAGUGCAAAAGUUUCUGAUUUUGGAACAUCUAGAUUUGUGUCAUGUGAUCAAUCACAUCUCACUACGAAAGUGUUGGGAACUUUUGGAUAUAUAGAUCCGGAGUACUUCAGAUCAAGUCAAUACACUGAAAAGAGUGACGUAUAUAGCUUUGGAGUAUUAGUGGUGGAACUUUUAACUGGGAAGCUACCGGUUUCUUUUGCAAGGGAUGAUGGUAGAAAUCUGUUAGAUCAUUUCAUUUCAUUGGUAAAGACUGAUCAGCUUAUCGAAAUUUUAGAUUUUAUAGUAGCCACAGAAGAAAUUAUGGACGUUGUUAACCAUGUUGCUACACUUGCCACAAAAUGUUUAAGAUCAAAUGGGAAGGAAAGGCCAACGAUGAAACAAGUAUAUUUGGAACUAGAAGGAUUAAGGAAGUCUCAAGAUUGUCCAGAAAUUAGCGAAGAAGUUCAAUCAAUUCGAACUUCUUCAUCGUUCUCUCGAGAGGAUGGGGAUGACGACGACCUUACAGAUGAUAGUACCAUCAUAUCCAUUGAAACAACCAUAGCAUGACUAUGUAGCCAUUGAAUUUUUAAAUUUCCAUGCGUUGUGCCUCUAAAUAUUCCUGUGAACACUAAGACUUUGGAUCCUUCUUUUUGUGUGUAUUUGUUUGUAAUUAUUGUAGGAGUGUGUGGUUUUUUAAAUAUUAGAUUAUGUUA